CAAACAGAUUAUAUGUAAAUAAUGUAACACAUAUCGCUGUAGCAAAAAUUCUAAUAGGCGUCUACCCCACCCAUCACUGCGUAGUCACCAGCAAUUUCUUCCAAUCCUCCUUACCAUGACUCACCACGCUGUACUGCGAACUACAAUUGAGAGUUUCUACGCUAAUUUUGUUCCUUUCUUGUAAAAAAGUUUCCUUGAAAGCGUAAGCAAGCAAAAAAAUUCCAAAACAAAAAGCGAGAAGUCCAGUGUACCCAUGCCGUAAUUUUUAUGUGAGGGGAAUUUGGCAUGACCAAAUUUUUCCAGCGAAACGAGUCAUUUCAAAAAGCCAGCUUUCCCGAAAAAUUAUCGCCACAAAGACUGAGCACUGCCAUGGCGAACAAUAAGCUUCAUGUUCGACUCAACGAGCGUGUGGAAGAGUAUAAACUUACACCAGAAGAAGUAGCAGCCAUCGACAAGGCAAGAGGUCAACUGAGCUCACAUACCACCUUUGGAGGAUUCGCUGGCGCAGCAGUGGGAGCAUUCUUAGGUGUCCGGCGACGCUUUUCCCCUUGGGCCUCCUUUGCACUAGCCGGUGGAGGUUUUCUUAUUGGUACACAAAUGGGAUUAGUGUCCGGAGCGUUGGCUGGCGUCAAUACCAUCAAAACGCUACCUAAUUCUGAACACCUUAUGAAUCUCGUUCGAGACGUUCAGUGAGUGUUCAAUUUCGCAUUGGAAUAACCUUCUACUUCCUACUUAUAAUGUCAUCUGCAG
Umbelopsis ramanniana AG is the source of this 750-nucleotide messenger RNA. RefSeq lists its product as uncharacterized. The transcript is spliced from 3 exons. The coding region runs from base 286 to 693 and encodes 135 amino acids. The record is from RefSeq and is a predicted model, not a curated record. Lineage: Eukaryota; Fungi; Mucoromycota; Umbelopsidomycetes; Umbelopsidales; Umbelopsidaceae.